GAUAUUCAGGAAACAGUACUUGAUGCAAACCCUGUGCCGAAUAUUCAAUGCCUUCAAAUCCCAAAGAUUGAUGAUUAUCUUAGGGAAAUAUUUGAAACUAUGGGCAAAUCUUACGGCAAAGAGUCGGAUAAUAGCCUUGUGAAAGUGCAAUCUCGGGUUUCUAAUGUUAUGGGACCCCUCGGCAAGCUGUGGCUUGCACUGGAGGAGGUCAGAACUCGUAAAUCCGAUACACAACUUGACCUGUAUGCAUGCUUAAAACUGGUUGAGCAGUCUAUUACAUUGCUUGGACAAGCCCAUGUAAAUUUGUUAUAUACACGACGAUUGGGAGUUCUUUCCCGCCUAACAGGGGAAAUGAAAAGGCUAAAAGCUUGCUUAAGAAGCAUCAGACGUCAUUAGCAAAGCCUCAUAAAACCUUGUUUGGCAAAAAGUUCUACAAGGAUCUCCACAAGGCCACACAAUUUAGAAAGUCUUCAAAAGAGAUUUCUCACCAUAUUACUGGCCCCCCUCACCAGAAAAUUCAAAAGAAUGGUGCCAAUAGAAAUGUUGUCAUGAAAUACCAACCCUUUCGCCAAGGGCCCUCAUUUCAGAGCAUUUCAGAGGUUGGGGCCGACCUACUCAGUUCCGGGGUAGAGGAAGUGGCUACAGAGGCAGUGGUUACAGAGGAGACAAAGGAUAUCCUUUUAAAGGCAAGUCCUUGCUCAUUACAUUCGAGGUCAAGCGGAAAUCACCCGAAUCACACCUGUCACCUCUCAGACCAGGUUCUGGGCAUUCCACAACAGACAGUUCAGCUGAACACCCAUCCUGCCUUGAAAAAUCUAGGGCUAGAUACAUCAAUUUCACACUUGCCUCUCCCCCUGGCAGGGAGACCCGGUAUUUCCAGAAAAAUUGGGAAUGUCUAACUGGGGAUCAGUUUAUUCUGCAGAUAGUCUCGGGGGUCAAAAUACCAUUUCUUGAAACCCCUGUUCAAAACAGACAUCCAGUUGUGGGGACACUCAUACCCAGUUAGAAAAGGAAAAAAAUCACGCAGGAAGUUGUGGCAAUGCUGCAGAAGGGAGCGAUUCAGGUGGUCUCUCCACGCAAAGAGGACUUUCUCAGUCCAGUAUUUUUAGUACCGAAGAAGGAUGGGGGAAGCAGGCCUGUGAUCAAUUUGAAAGAGUUGAAUUCACACAUCGUAUACAAGCACUUCAAAAUGGAGGGUCUGCACCUCCUCAAACAACUUGUUCAGAACAAGGAUUACAUGAUCAAAAUCGAUCUCAAGGAUGCUUAUUUUUCAGUACCCAUGAGCAAACAGCAUCGACGUUUCCUAAUGUUCACCUGGGGGAAGAACUGUAUCAAUUCACUUGCCUUCCCUUUGGAUUAGCACCAGCGACUCACAAAACUGUUGAAGCCAGUAGUGUCGCUUUUGCGUCGCCUGGGUUUGAGAAUAAUAAUUUAUCUAGACGACAUAAUUGUUUUGAACCAAACUCAGGAAGGCAUAUUAAGGGAUAGGGACUCAGUCCUGUGGCUUCUGCAGAACUUGGGUUUUGUGAUCAACUGGGAAAAGUCAGUGCUACAACACUCCCAUACCAUGGAGUAUCUAGGAUUUGUGAUAAAUUCUCUAGAGAUGAAGCUGUCAUUACCAGAAACCAAAAUGAAUCAUCUUGUGCAAUCUUGCCGAGAUCUGAUUCAACAACAGGUGUCCUCGGUCAGAACAAUAACAAAGGUGAUAGGAAAGCUGACAUCCUCCAUGCAGGCAGUUUUCCCAGCACCCUUGCACUAUCGACACCUGCAACGGUUACAAAUCAAAGGUCUGUUGACGGGAAAAUCCUACGAGAGGAUGGUCUCAUUCGAUCAGAACUGUCGCAACGACCUUCAAUGGUGGAUCGAUCAGAUCUCCAUCUGAAAUGGUCGAGUAAUAAUUGCUCCUGCCCCAGAUCUGGUGAUAACAACAGAUGCAUCAAUGAGGGGCUGGGGCGCAGUUUGUCAAGGGGUUCAUACAAGGGGAUUGUGGACUCCUCAAGAGGCCACCUCCCUUCAUAUCAAUGCCCUAGAACUAAAGGCAGCCUUUUUUGCAGUGAGGGCCUUCACUGCAAAGAAAACCCAGUUACAUGUUCAUUUAAGAAUGGACAACAAAACAGCUAUUACCUAUAUACUCAAAAUGGGGGGUACACGGUCUCCAAUCCUACUGCGCAUUGCCCAAGAAUUGUGGGAUUAUGCCCUACAAAAUCAAAUUUCCCUAACAGCAGAGUAUUUACCGGGGGAAUCCAAUCACGAAGCCGAUUGGGAAUCUCGACAUUAUCAGGAUUCGAGCGACUGGAAAUUGAAUCCCCAUGUGUUUCAAACACUGAACACCCAGUGGGGACCCUUAGAAAUAGAUCUGUUUGCCAACCGACUCAACACCCAACUGAAGAGUUUUGUGAGCUGGUUCCCAGACCCAUUUUCCACAGCAACAGAUGCUUUUCAGAUCCCUUGGUCGGAUCUGAAGGGGUAUUGCUUUCCACCCUUCUCUCUGAUUUGCCGUUGCUUGGCAAAUGUCAGGAAGGACAUGGCAACCAUUGUUAUGGUCACACCAGCUUGGCCAACACAGGCAUGGUACCCAGUUCUACUGGAAAUGUCCUGCAGACAACCCAUUUUACUGCCUCCUCUCAAGGACUUGCUAACAUCACCCAGACAGCAAGUACAUCCUCUUGCGCAACAAGGCAGUCUGCAGUUAGCUGCCCGGAUGGUUUUUGGAAAACCAUACUUGCAGAAGGAGUUUCAGAACAAACUGUCCAGCUACUUAGCACCCACUCCUGGCGCAAAUGCACUACAGCCGCUUACAAUAGUGCCUGGUCACAGUGGUGUAGCUGGUGUACUGAAAGACAAAUUGAUCCGUUUUGCUCCACUGUGGCCGCUGUAGCUGACUAUUUAACUACCAUGUUUGAAAAAGGUAGAUGCUAUCGCACAAUUAAUAAUCAUAGGUCAGCAAUUUCUGCCUAUCAUAAGACUGUUGAUGGACGGAAAGUCGGGCAACACGAGUUGGUUUGUCAGGUGUUGAAUGCAUGUUUUAAUGCCAGACCACCACAACCAAAGUACGCUAGGAUGUGGGAUGUUGAUGUAGUGCUUACUUAUAUAUGCUCUUUGGGGUGUAACAGUAACUUGUCAGACAAACAACUGACAUUUAAAGUAAGCAUGUUAUUGGCCCUUGCAUCAGCAGGUCGUUCAUCUGAGCUUCGAGCUCUUGAUCUGAGAUUCAUGACAAUGACUGACAGCAGCAUUAUUUUUGAGCUUGGUCGACUAACAAAGUCACGGAAAAAAGGGCAAAAACCAAUCAAGCUGAUAUUUAAUUCCUUCCAGUCGGACCCUUUGUUAUGUGUAGUGUCAGCCAUUACCUCCUAUGUGGAUCGUACAAAAAGGUGGCGUUCUGUAUUAGCUCAGACCCAGUUAUUGCUAAGCUUUGUUGAGCCCCAUAAGGAGGUGGUGCCCUGUACAAUUGCAGGCUGGUUGGUAGGACUGAUGAGUGAAGCAGGUGUGAACACCUCUGAAUUUAGUGCACACUCUACCAGGGGUGCCUCUACUUCUAAAGCCAAGGCUAAAGGCCCCUCGUGUCAGGAAAUCAUGAAUAAAGCUAAGUGGAAGAAGGAAUCCACUUUCAAAAGGCACUAUUUGAGGGAUGUAACUGCUGAGGCAACAGUUGGGCAGGAUGGUUUCCAGGAAACAGUAUUCCAAACAGGUCGGAAUGCUUUGAACAUACGCUAUUAUAUCUUAUGGAGGUUUGUGAAAUGAAAUUGGAAAUUUCAUCAGUGCGCGAAGCGCACGCAUUGAAAUUAUAAUUUCAUGAGCAAACCGAAAUAAGAUAUAAUAGCGUCCCUCCCUGCCACUCCCAAUUUCCUAUUAUUUAAUAUCAAUCUUAUUUCGGUUUGCUUUGCUACUCUAGGUGCUAAAGGCAACUGAGGAGUGAAGUGACGAUGUCCAGAUUCUUGUGAAAUGUUAUAACUAUGUUAUGAACUAUGUUAAGUACAUGUUAAAGUACAUGUUAAAGUUUACAUUACGUGUUUGAGAUAUUGAUGUUUAUACACGGUGUAUUACAACAGUGUAACAAUAUUAUAAACGGUAUAAUAAAUUAAAGGUUCCUGUUUUAGAUUGUGACUCGUUUGUUUUGAAUUAACCGGAAGCCGGGGAGAAUACGCUAUUAUAUCUUAUUUCGGUUUGCUCAUGAAAUUAUAAUUUCAAUGCGUGCGCUUCGCGCACUGAUGAAAUUUCCAAUUCUUACCCUGGUGUAUGUACUCGAAUAAAUGCGUGUAAAGAUGUCACCUUUCAAAUAUCGCCAUAAACUAAUGAACAAGAAUAGUGGCGUCAGCAGUUGUUUUCAUGUAAAUAUAGAAAGAACUUUUAGCGUACAAGGAACUUUUGGCUUUCACUCUAAACGCCAAAAUUAUCUGCUUUUAUUUUGAGACUAACAGUAUAAGAAUAACGGUUUCAUAUAUCUGCAGCAUGCACGACUUAAUUUUUUUUAACAACUUUAUUCCACCACAGUGUAACACUAACAUAAACUAUUCAAUGGCCCAAAAGAGAAGAUGCAAACGAGUCGAUAAGUCCCCAUGCAAGGCACCUCCCUUAACAAUUACUGUAAAAUAGAACACUAUAUACUGUAUACUGUAAAGCACGAAUACUAGUUAUAACGUAGAGCAGAGCUUACUCACGUCUCGUUUACAUACUAUUUAUUAACUAUUAGGUUUUGGAGUUUGAUCUAUCAGACAUCAGAAUUGUGGAGCAAAAAACUCUGGAAGAUACUGGGUCGUUGAAAGAGAGAAAUUGUGGCGUAGCACCAAACUGUAUGAACGAACUUGAUUCAUGUCACUUCGUCUACAAGAAGAACUUUAAACAUUUCAGGGACGAGAGAAUAUUGUCCGCUAUUGUCAAAAUAUGUUGUUACUUGGGUAGUCAUGGGAAUGUUGUACUACUUUUGGAUCAUUUAUUGGAUAUGUUCAGGUCUUCGUCAGCGAACAGAAAGCAAGUUAUUUUCUUGAUCAACGAAAUUGUGCGUGGAUCUGUAAGAAAUUUGGAUGAAGAUGUUUCAAUUCUCGAAGGUGCGUUAAUGAAUGCUACAGAGUUUUUUAUGCAAUUUAUAUCAAAAUUAGAUGGUGUACUACCUCAGGUAUGGAUAAAAUGAGGCCGUACUUCUGUACCUUGCCACCAUGCCUGGAACAUAACCCUAAUUUCAUUUCUGCAUUCCUCGUCCCCUUGACGAGUGAAACCGUCUGUUGGCGUUAGAGUAAAAUAAUAAAGUAGGGCGCAUCAGUGCGCAUUGCCAGUUAAAGAAUUAGUCCGGGCAAGAACAUCUCACAGGACCUGCAUUUUAGGGACUCUACACCUACCCUACAUUUAUAGCAUUGGCGAACACUGCGGGGGGAGGGGGAGGGGGGAUGAGGAGACGCCACUCCCAAGCUUUAGAACUGUAACUAAUAAUAUUUUUUCAGCCAUGAUAGCAACUUGUUGCAAAUUAACAAUAGUUGAGCCAAAAUGGUUUUGACAAAUAAAAUUUGCUACCAACCGAAGGAUGGAAAUAUACUAGAAACCUAAAUUUUGCAUUCCCAAUAUUUAGUUAUGUGUCUGCCUCGAAUACUGGAAAAAUAUCAACAAAAAUAUCAACACUUGUGGAAAUUUUGGAAAACUCGAAAUUUCUCGUUUUUCCAAUUUCCACUCAUGUUGAUAUAACUGUAUAUCAACACGGAAAAUGUUUUAUAUUUGUUAAACAUAGAAUAAUUAAAUGUGUAAAUUCAGCCAUGUGUUAUGGCUGCGAUGUAAUUUUUAAUAUACCUGUUAUCAAUCCCAUAUAUCAAUCAACUUGCGCGAAAAGCACUAUCCACCUCCCGAGCAUAUGCUAAUAUCAAGUAUUGAAUCGUUCGUAGAAUUACCCAAAGAAAGCUUAGACAAUAUGCGUACGUGCGUGACACUGAUAUUGGGCGAGUAUUUAUCCAAAGAUAUCUGGAAUUUAAGAAUUUCAAAUUGUGGAAACGAAGCCUUGAAAACAAGUUUACAAAAGGAAGAUUUGUUCGUGUUACCAACAAGCCGAGCAUUGAUAUCUCGCAAGUCUGUGUCAUUUUCUGAACUGAACAGCAACAUCCAACUGUUAUGUUUGUUGUUGGAAGGGAUUGGAGUCUUCGCAAUUGUACUACGUGAACAUUUUAAAAGGUGCAGUUAAACUUAUAACUUAAUUGUUAAGGGACCGGGGGGGGGGGUUGUUAAGGGAUCAGGGGGGUGCCACCGAAGAGAAAUGUGUUUUUUUGUAAGAAUUUUGCUGAUCCAACCAUUAAAAAGUCAGAAUUUUUCUUUAGCGACCCAACCUCAAAUAUCAAUUAAAAACUGAGAGAUAGUGACUCUGAUUGAUUCAUAUUGCAUGUAUUGACAUGCAUACAUGACGUUGACAUUGGUUUUUAUUCUUCAAUAUUUGAGUGAGUCAUGCUUUGGAGAUGACAAUAAUUUUUUAUUACCCAACCCUUGAGUUUUUUCAUUUACUCAACCUUUUACUAACUCAAAAUUUGGUUUACCCGACCCUUUUCUCUUUGAUGCCACCCCAAGCCAUAAAUAAUGACCGGUCCCUAAGAGUAAAUAGUUUCAUGCCCUGCAAGGAAAGACCAAGUAUAAUAAUGUGCAUGAUAUUUCAAACGCGCGGUAAUCUAUAAUGUAGGAAUUGUUCUAUACACUAAGCUGGCGUGGUUUGUGUCUGUACUUUACCUAAAAGUUCAGUGAAGAUCAGUUGCGGUGCCCAAAUGAAGUUAGGCAUCGCAUUAUGUGUUAGUUUUCUGGUUUGGUUAGUUUGUAACGUGCUGUUUUGCACAUGCUCCAGGGCACCGCACUAUAGCGGUGCAGUGUCUGGUUCUUCGACAUUUCACGCCAACUGCUAAGUUACACUAGCAACCUGCAACGCUGUACUAACUUUUUGGGUCUCCGCUCGAAACGUGGGAGUAUUUUUAGUCUUUCAGGUAGUUCAGUCACAUACUACGACAGGUUAAAGGCCGUUUUCCGUUUCAACCAUAUCUUACGGUAGGAUUUUCUUUUGUGUCGCAGUCAUUAUUUCCACUCUAUAGUGCUCAGGAAACAAAGAAAUACGCUACGCUACCAUACGGUUGAAGUGGAAAACGGCGUUAUGCCGACCGAACACCUCGUUUAUCUGUUCUCCAAGGCAUCUUUUAAGCCAGCAUCGCCACUGAAAUUAUAGGCUAUAAGUAUAAUAUAAAACGGUGUUCUUACAAUUCCAGCUUGUUGUUAGAAGUCUUGUAUCCAUUGAUGGAGAAACUUGGCAGUCGUAAUGCAACCGUUAGUCACGUGGCAUGCUGGAGCCUGGGUACGAUAGCUGUGUGUUGUAAAUACAAGUCAAUUGAAGAACUUAUUGCAAAAAACGUUGACUAUCUUAUUAAUGCAAUUUCACUUAACUUACGUCAUAUAAACCUAAACCCAGACACCCCAGCCGUACUGAAUGCCAUGCUACAGUAUGGUGACAAACAUUUAGUCCCAUUCUUGGAAGAUACUUUGGAUGAAGUGCUCAGUCUUAUUGACUACUCUGAUGAACAUUUUCUACUCUCAUUGGUGAAAGUUUUAAAUUCAUUAACUGUUGCUAUUUGCAAGUGGUUUCCUGUUCAAAAGAAAGAAAAGAAGAGAACUUCUGGAGAGAAAUCAAUGAAAUGUGUUAAG
Paramuricea clavata is the source of this 7653-nucleotide messenger RNA. The record is from the annotation of a GenBank genome assembly. NCBI's taxonomy places the organism in Eukaryota, Metazoa, Cnidaria, Anthozoa, Malacalcyonacea, Plexauridae.